AAUGUGUGCGCUCGGGUUUUUAUAAACAAAUAGAACAUUUUAGAGAAAUGAUACAGGAAAGUGCAAAUGUUGGCGAUUUAUUUGAUUAUUUAGACGCGAAAUACUGUAGGCACUGAUAUAGAACGGGAAUGAAUGAAUCAAUUUAGAAAUGAUUGAAUUAAAAUCCAUAUUUGCAUAUCUUUUACUGAUGAUUAAUGGGGUUUUUGCGCUUCGCCGAGGUCCGCAUCAUCCGCCGGGGCAGACGCCGGUGGAACGUCCUCACCAUCAUUACAAACCAAUGGGGACAGGUUCCGUUACUGGCGACUCGCAGCUGCUGCAUGACGCUAAGCAUUUAGAGGAGGACUCAAAAGUAUUGACACCGGAGAUGUUGGCUAGUAUGACACCCGAAGAAUUGGAGUUUCAUUAUUUUUCAAUUCAUGAUUUUGACAGAAAUACGAAAUUGGACGGCUCGGAAAUGUUAAAAGCUGUCUAUCACACUUUAGACCAUGAAAGUCCGAAUCCAGAUGACGAUUCUUCAAUAGAACCGGAGGCAAACGAUUUAGACUCAUUUAUUGUGCUGGUGGACCGAACCUUACAAUUUGAUGAUACAGACGGCGACGGUUACGUCUCGUAUCCUGAAUACCGUGCGGCCAGAGCCAGGAAUCCUUCAAAGAAAGCAUCAAGAAUACUUGAUAACAGACCACAGGAUAGUAGUAAAUAGGACUAUUUUAAUUUAUCGUACCUGAAACUCGAGACCUAAAGCAGGAUUUCGCUCUGAAGUGCUCACCACCAAUCUGAAUUCCGUAGCAAAUGUCCCCUGUGCUAAUCUCGCCAAGUGACCCGUAGAAUUCAAGCAUUAUUUACGUUGAAAACAAUUUGGGGCCAAAAUUAUUUGAGGUAAAUUCAUCGUUAAAAUGAUAACUAAUAAUUUUUGGUAGCUUUUCUUGAAAUAUGUGUGUUAAUUCCUAAAUUACUAUAUUGACAAACAAAUUUGUCGUAUGUUCGAAAACGACUAUGAGAUUUAAAGGUAUGAUGCCUCUUAAUUGUCUUGUUUAUUUCCAAACUAUUUUAUUAACUUGGCCUCACUAUGCAACAGAGUCUUUCACUGUAGUUUUAACCAACGUUCGGGAAGUCCGAGUAACUUGAAAAUUUCACCCAUGUAUCAAAGACCUAUGACAGUACAAUUUUUAAUUUGGCCUAUUGUUCCAACCAUGAUUGCAAAUUGAAAGAAAUUUAAAUUUAAAUUUCACUUCGGUUUUGUUGCUCUUAAAUUAGUUUUAUAGUUUAGAGUUUAAAGUAAAUCGUAAUAGGUACGUAAAUAUUUUUUUCCUUUUAUAAUUUCAGCUGUGGUUGUGUUAUUUACUUUGUAUUAAGUGAGACAGGAACUUCAAAAAUUCUCAAUGUCAAAACUACAGCAGAUUGAUCUCUCUGACCUUGUUGCUGAUGAAAUAAUUAUCUAGCUCAGUAAAUGUUUGGUUAAACAUUAUUAAAUAAAUUUGUUAAUCAUUUUGAAUUCAACAGCCCUAUGAUUUUUUCCUGGGUUAUGCUUGACGAAAAUACUUUUGAGACCGGAACACAUGUAUAUUCGCAAGUAAUCUGUAAAUAUUUGUUUAAUAAUUACAUAAGUUUACGCUACAAUGUAUAUUUUACAGUUCAAACAGAUCUUUUUUAUUCAGAGAACGAAUAGAAAAUGUCAAAACAAAAUUGUAUAAAAUAUAAUUAAAAACGAAAACAGCAAAAGUAAAUCAACGUUCAUUGAUUUAAGGACAGAGCUAGUUUUUUCUCGAAUUAAAUAAAUUAUGUUGGGUGUUUGGUUA
Bombyx mandarina (wild silkworm) is the source of this 1796-nucleotide messenger RNA. RefSeq names its product multiple coagulation factor deficiency protein 2 homolog. Gene Ontology annotation, molecular function: calcium ion binding. The record is from RefSeq and is a predicted model, not a curated record. Lineage: Eukaryota; Metazoa; Arthropoda; Insecta; Lepidoptera; Bombycidae.